CAACAUUGGGUUUGCAACUAGCUUUAUGAAUACAAAUCUUAAAAAAAUCCCACUUGGUCCUUGAUUUCGAUCAAGAUGACAACUAGUAUCACAUUAAGUUGGCUUCAAAAGCCAAUCCGCUGGGAGCCGCAACAAAAGUUUGUUUUUUCAAGGGAUCAUUUGGUUCAUGCGGAAGAAAGGGAUUUUGUAGGACCCUGUUCCGAAGCGGUUUGCGCUGUGGAAGUUUGGUCUAGACAGCGGUUGGUGGUUACAUGACAGACAGACAUGAUGUAGCCGAAUAUCAACCAGGCCUUAGUAGCAAUGUAUACAGAAUACGAUAUCUGUUUAAUUUCGCACCUAUCCUUCUCCGCUGUGCCCAGUGACAGAAUUGUAUUCACUCUUGUGGUUGUUGUUGUCGUUGCAGUAGGAGUUAAAAUAUUUGCUUUGCGCGGCGGUGUGGUCCGUCAUCUCAAUAUUUGGCAGAAAAUUUGGACUGAGCCUCACCCACGCCAACGCCAGCACAUCUCACAACUGCCACUUGCCGACCUCACCUCACCAUCCAUCCGCUCACACGAUACCAACCUCCCGUUCUUGACUCUUGCUGGCCUUAGCUCUAUAGGCAAGGCUACUUUUAAUUAUUUAUUCUUGUUCAUCUUCAUCGUCAUUCUCUUAUUCGAAGGUACGUUGCUACCCUUCUUCCGGCACAUGCAUGCAGCCAUUUCUUCAACAACCCCCCCCCAUUUCCCCCCAUUCACGUCAGCAUCCUAAAUAGCCCGCCCCCCUUGCAUCUUCAACCACACCUCUUUCCCAUGCGCCCUGUUCGUAUACCGAUAUACCAUUUUUGCAUAGCGCAUGGCCGCCUCGUCCAUAUUUCUAUGCUCUAUUCCUAUCCAACACGUUUACGAUAUCCUCGAAAUUCCCCACGAUCUUAGUGCCACCAUAAUACCCAUAUCUCCCUCUGUACACCUCGCAUCCCGUGCUUGAUACUUUGCAAAAUUAUCGUUAUUUUGCGGAUAGCAACAUUUGCGCAUAGAUUCUCGGAUUCAGAAGCAUACUUGGGGAUCAAAAGAAAAAGAAAAAGUUUCAAAAAAUAGAGAAGUCGCCGACACAUCACCUCGCAUUUUCCCUGACGUCAAUGAAGUAUCGUUCCCGUUUUUGUCUCUGGUAUAAUUAUAACUCAUCAUGUUCUGGCGUUUUGGCGGAUAUGCAAAUAUCUCCGCCAUCGAUACCCUCCUUGAGAAGCCAGAUGUCUCCCUCGAGGAAGUUCUCGAUGAGUCGGAGCUUAUGCAAGAGCUCAAACAGCAUAAUACAAAACUCAUAGAAUAUCUACGUGACGAUAAUGUCUUGAAACGAUUGCUCGACUACGUAAUUUCGCCCAGUCUGAUAGAUGACGAAGAUGACCACGAUGACGGUGCGCAAGAAGAAAAGGAGAGGGAUAGGGAGGGAGAAUCAGCGGAAGGUCAAGAGGCGGCAGUGACUGCGGAUUCAUCGGAGAAAGCCAAGGAAGAGGGACAAGAGCACGCCGACGAUAAUCCCACUCGUUUAAGUUCCGGUCUCGACAUCGAAGAGCUAGAAAAUGCGGAGAAGUCACGUUUGAAAUAUUGCUACAUUGCUUGCGAAAUCUUGUCGUCCAACUCCUGGUCGAUCAUAGAAUCGAUGAUGCUCAAUGAAGGAUAUCUGCGGGACUUCUGGCGCUUCUUGUGGAGGGAAGCGCCGCUUGAUCCACUCCAAUCCGGGUACUUUACCAAGGUGAAUGAAGUUCUUCUUGAAAAAAAGACAGAAGAAAUGCUCGCUUUCAUCAAGUCUUUAGAUGGUGUAGUGCCCACGCUCCUUCGACAUGUGGAUAACCCAAUGAUUAUGGAUUUGCUUCUGAAGAUUAUAAGCCUUGAAAGGAUGGAGGGUGGCCAGGGCGUUGUUGAGUGGCUGCAAUCACAGGACCUGAUACCAUCCCUGUUGUCUUGCCUCUCAACGGAGCAUACCUCUUCGACUCAGACAUCCGCCGGUGAUUUUUUGAAAGCAAUCAUCACAAUUUCUGCCAACGCGGCGCAAAAUGACCAGUCUUGUAUCGGACCCAACAGCUUGACGCGCCAACUAGUUUCCCAGCCCUGCGUGGAAGUUCUAAUAUCUUCAAUGUUAAAGGGUGGAAACCCGCUUACUGUCGGAGUUGGGAUUGUUAUUGAAGUGAUCCGCAAGAACAACUCUGAUUACGACCCGGAAAAUGCUGGUGGCCCGGACUCACCCCCAACGAUUCAUGAUCCUAUAUACCUUGGGACUCUCUUGCGCAUGUUUGCGAAGAAUGUGCCUGGUUUUAUGAACCUGAUACUCAGUUCACAACACACAGUGAACGAAGGUGGUCAGCACAAAGUUGUUGAAAGACCCCGUCUCGACAGCGCCUGGGGAACUAGUAUUGAACCCUUGGGGUUUGACAGAUUCAAGACGUGCGAACUAAUGGCCGAACUUCUCCAUUGUAGUAAUAUGGGUUUAUUGAAUGAAAUUGGAAGCGAUGAAUAUAUCAGGAAACGUGAUGCAGAGCGUGAACGUCUACGAGCACAAGGUGUCUUCACCCACGGUGAGGAUGACUCGGGUUUUGAAUAUGCUGACAACACGAAUGAGUUCGCAAAUGGUAUCUCCCCAUCUGCACUUGGUUCCGGCUCGCCUGAGGAUAUCAAACGGCUUGACGCGUCUCAGGCUGGUGAAGAGGAUGGUUUCGAAGAUGUUGCUUCAUCCGGAGUAUUGAUAGACGAUGUCAAGGAUGAUUUCGACGAGAAGGCUGAAGGGGAAAACAACGCGAAAGCUGGGCCUGAACCGUUUACAAGUAUCCCACCACAUGCACCUAAAUUAGGCAUUAGCGAUGACUUUGUAGAUGAACCGCUAACCCCACCGGAACAAGGGACCUCCCUGGAUGCAAAGGUUAUUCAGCCUCUUUCUCCAUCUCAAGCUAACGACCCUUUAUCACCUACCGCAUCCAUCCUCACCCAAAAAGUUGAAAGCUUCAAGAUUGACGCCGAACAACAGCAUAGCCCUAAUGAGAAGCAUGCCUCCUCCCCUCGGACUGAAGUUCCCACUCUUGGCCUGCCCGAAGGUCAACUUUCGGAAAAACAAGGUGGUAGUCAAGGAGAUCAUGAACUGGAUUCAUUGCUAUCUCCGCACCUAGAGGAUACACCUGCACCGCUAUUCGCCGCAAAAGACUCUCCGCCAAAAGGGGAAACACAACCACCUGGCCAGGAAGGGACUGACGGGAAGGUGGAAACUUCAACUACCUUCGAUAAUAGUGGCGUAACUAGUUCUCUAACCCCGUCGAUAACAAUGGGCGAUGCUGGAGAGAACGUUGCACACCCACAUAUCCAAAUAGAUACCGACGGUCAGCCAGUGGUAGGGGAUUAUCUGAAGAUAAUGUUUGUAGAACAUAAAGUCAUACCCACGAUACUGUCAUUCUUUUUCCGAUUUGCAUGGAACAACUUCCUCCAUAACGUGGUAUAUGAUGUUGUUCAACAAGUAUUCAACGGCCCGAUGGAUCGUGGCUUCAACCGGUCCUUAGCCAUUGACCUAUUCGAAUCGGGCCAUAUCACGGAACAGAUUGUUCAGGGCCAACGUCGAAGUGACGAAGCACAACGGACGAAAAACAUGAGAUUAGGAUACAUGGGCCAUCUAACUCUCAUCGCAGAGGAAGUCGUAAAGUUCAGCGAACGCCAUCCUCCUGAAUUGUUGUCUGCGACGGUAAUGGAGAAUGUCCUCCACCCUGAUUGGAUUGAUUAUGUGGAACGAACUCUGUCUGAAACCAGAGAACGGGAUAACGCAAUUUUGGGGGGUGUUAGGCCCGAUAUGUCCAUUGGCCAUCGACAGGCGGUCCUUAAUGCAGUCAACGCCUCACAGGGAUUCACGGCCUCAACGGCCUUAGCCAACGCCGGUUUGAACGGAGGGGCCCCCGGUGCAACAUUCGAAGGGUUGGACAUUGUUAAUCAAGGUAGUGCCUCGGGUGGUGCGUUUUUCGGCGGAAUUGGCGGCCCCUCCUUGCUCAGUGGAUUUGGAAGCUCGAGCGAUGACGAGGAUGAAGAAAUGGAGGACCCAGAAUAUGAAGAUGGUGCGAGAAAAGGCCCCUCAACUAGCGCAGAGAGCGGCUCUGAUAAUGUGGGUAAAUCUUUCUUUCAGGACAUUGAUAUGACCGACCGAUGAUGGCAACCUUUUACCAACAAACCUCGUUUCAUGCUGCCGAACUCGAUGUUUUGGAGCGGUGUGUUGGUGACAUAUGGGCUACUACUGUACUUUUGUAGCCUCCAUGGCACAUUGUAUGGCACCUUGGCAUGAGGUCGUUCACGGUCGUUUAUAUCGAGCGAUUUUAUUUUCAUUCUUAAGGCUCCAUAUUUUUGCACAAGGCGCUAUCUCAAAUAUGUAUAGACACCAAGGCUGCUUGCUCGCCAUUCCUAGACCUUCAUACCACAAUUAUCUUUGUUCCCAUUGGAUCAGAUACUUCUUCUGGCUACAUUAGGUGGUUGUUGAUUACUCUGAUCUUUUCUCAUCCUAUUUCCCAAAUCCUUACAACAAAAAUUCUCUAAUUGUUGGUACUCAAGUCUUGAGGAUUUGAUUAAGGAUAGUAUACUGAUGGUUACCCUAACUUCGCUUCUCUACUUUUAUUUUUAGCGCCCGGGUUGUAUUUCUGAAGGAACAGGAGCAUUAAGCAACACCUAACUUCCGUUGUGCAUUAUCGCUAACCAAUUCUAUUUAACCUUACAGGAAAGCUCCCAUGCGACAAGCCAACCGAUCCCCAUGCUAUCACCGCCUGCGCCUUUGAACAUUCCACCAUCCCGAGCUCGACUUCAACUAGCCGCACGCUUAGCAGCUCAAAAGGAACGGGCUGAAGCCGCCAUUUCAUCGCCUUCCUCGGGCGACAUUUCUAAGCAGACUGAAGCUCCCUCUUCAAGCAACAGUGGCCAAUCAGUGAACUACGGUUUUGGCCUUCAAUCUAUCCUAGAUAGCUUCGGAUCGCACGCGCAGAGGAAUGAGGGAUUUGACUCGUCAGCAGUGGGAAAUACGUCGCCUUACGACCCAUUUACUUCCCCCUUUGCGACAUACGGAGGGCCGUCAUCCCCUCCAUCUUUCCUGUCUAACUUUCCCCAAGUUCACUCGUAUUCGUCCAACUCGUCCGACGACGGCGACGACCCGUCGACCGAAGAAGCGGUACAACGGAAAGUUCGACUUCCGUUAGAGGUAGAUGAUGAAGACGCGGAUGAGAUGGGUGAUAUAAUCGGGCCUAAUGCGGAGCUUGUCUCAGCUUACUCCGACGAGGAGGACGAGACGCUGGUUGGAGAGCCGUUGGCUUAUUCCAACUUCUUCGGAAGCGUACCCUUUGGUAGUAGUGCAUCGGGGUCUAGGUUCCGGGGUGCCGGUGUUGAUAUUCUGCAUGGCUCAGAAGAUCGACAUGACAGCAGCGAUGGCGAGGAGGAUGAUGGCCUUGUAGAGAUUUUGGUACCGGGAAGGAAAUAAUGAUCCAUUUCCUUUUGGCAUAUAUGACUGUCUUACGCGUUUGAUGCAUUCCGCCCCUGUUUUUUCUUUCUUUCUUUCUUUCUUUCUUUC
Blastomyces dermatitidis ER-3 is the source of this 5550-nucleotide messenger RNA. Its product is annotated as Sit4-associated protein. Gene Ontology annotation, cellular component: cytosol; nucleus. The transcript is spliced from 3 exons. Bases 1162 to 4152 code for a protein of 996 amino acids. NCBI's taxonomy places the organism in Eukaryota, Fungi, Ascomycota, Eurotiomycetes, Onygenales, Ajellomycetaceae. The record is from RefSeq and is a predicted model, not a curated record. Gene Ontology annotation, molecular function: protein phosphatase binding; protein phosphatase regulator activity.